Molecule: messenger RNA, 1452 nt
Organism: Danio aesculapii
Lineage: Eukaryota; Metazoa; Chordata; Actinopteri; Cypriniformes; Danionidae
Gene: fgf5
Product: fibroblast growth factor 5
Exons: 3
Coding region: 60-737 (225 amino acids)
Biological process (GO): fibroblast growth factor receptor signaling pathway; cell differentiation; positive regulation of cell population proliferation
Cellular component (GO): cytoplasm
Molecular function (GO): growth factor activity; fibroblast growth factor receptor binding
Source: RefSeq, a predicted model, not a curated record
CUCAGAGCGCAGGGACAGCGGCAAAAAUGCUGGAAGUGGCCUAGCGCUCUCUGGAAAGAAUGAACGUUCCUCUCCUGCUUUUUCUGCUCUUUCAGUUGCCGCGCUCUGCACAGCUUACGGGACGCGAACGUGCGUAUUUGGAGCGCCAACUUGUCGAGGAAGGGCGCGUAUCUGGCCGAAGGACUGGCAGACUGUACUGUAGAGUUGGAAUAGGUUUCCACCUUCAGAUUCACCCCGAUGGAAGAGUCAAUGGGAGCCACGAACCAGAUUCAUUAAGUGUUCUGGAGCUCUUUGCCGUGUCUCAAGGGGUUAUAGGUAUCCGAGGGGUUUUCAGCAACCGAUUUCUAGCCAUGAACAAGAGGGGAAGGCUUCAUGCCACUGAGAGCUUUACAGAUGACUGUAAGUUCAGAGAGCGGUUUCAGGAGAACAGCUAUAACACAUACGCCUCAGUGAUCCACAAAAACCAUCGCACUGGUAGAGAAUGGUUUGUGGCCCUCAACAAGAGAGGAAAAGCAAAAAUGGGGUCCAGUCCGAGAGUGAAGUCACAACACGUGUCUACACAUUUUCUGCCGAGGAUGAACCUACAUGAAAAGACUGAGCAAGGAUUCACAGUAACAGACAAAGAGGAGGAAAAGCAACCUCCGCCACAUCCUUCAAAGCCUUCAUUAGCAAAAGUCAACACUGCAAAGAAGAAUCGACCAAUAGUCAAGUACUGGCCAAAGUUUCGAUUCGGAUAGACCUGCAGUUCUGACUAACCUUGCAAAAAGACAAACCGGGGGGAGAAAAUGGGUUCUCUGAAAUAAACUUUUUAAAAUUUCUUCUAGGUAAAAUACCUAACUUUGACAUGAGCAUUCCAGUCAUCAUGUACGUCACGUCAAAGGGCUGAAUGAGCCAAUCACAAGACAUUUUCCAGAUUGAAUGAACUGCUUUGCAUUUCAUGAAGAUCUUUUGAAAACUAGAAAUCGUCUUCACAAAAGGAUUUACCCAAGUAAUUUUACAAAAAGUAACUGUAUUUUAUAUUAUACCUCACUGUAUUUAUACAAUAUAUUUAUGUCUACAAGCUUUUUUUUUUGCACAGUUAUCCAGCUCCUAAGAUUAUAACGUUUGUGAUGGUUAUCUGCAAAUAUAUUUUUGAAAAAGUGCACAAUACAUGAAUACAUUAAUACUUUUGAAUGCUUCUGGAUUGCACAUAGAUUGCUAAACUGUUUGAAAGAAAAGUAUCUACUUUUUGAACACGUAGAUGUUCGUUUGUCAAAAAAAAAAAAAAAAUCAAUCUAGCUGCUGACUGUCAUGGAAAGUAAAAUCCUGUCAUGACCCCAGUGCAUUCCACAGAAGAGCGAUGUCCCACAAGGAUAAACAUGUCUUGUGAGACGGCUCUGUGUUUUUUAUGAGCUCUGCUCAUAUAGGUGUAUCAAAUGGCAGACAGUUGCGGUUUGACCCCUAACAAAAUAU